Molecule: messenger RNA, 4961 nt
Organism: Sarcophilus harrisii (Tasmanian devil)
Lineage: Eukaryota; Metazoa; Chordata; Mammalia; Dasyuromorphia; Dasyuridae
Gene: CHRD
Product: chordin
Exons: 23
Coding region: 1476-4550 (1024 amino acids)
Biological process (GO): multicellular organism development
Molecular function (GO): protein binding
Source: RefSeq, a predicted model, not a curated record
AAUGCUCCAAAUGGGGUCUUGAUUUAUUGUUUUAUUCAUCAUCUAGACCUAAGAAGGUGAUGGAUGAAAUGUCUCGAAUGCAGAUGAAGCCGAAAAGGCAUUGUAGUUACACUCGGAGAGCUGGUUGUUAAACAUUUACCAGUGCAUCCCUGAUCCUUGAACACCCCCUUCGGUUUCUCUCUAACUCUCGGCUUCUGAUUCGUGAUCCCCCGGCCUCCUUCCGGCUGCUGCUCCUUCCCCGCUCCUCUCCUCAUUCCCAGGCUCCUCUCCUCGCUCCCGGGCUCCUCUCCUCGCUCAGCGUUGUCUCCUCGGGAACAAGGCCCAAACCCUGGAAUUUUCCAGUCUAGCCAGACAAGAUGUCUUUGCAGAUUAGGAAGGGAGGGGUGGCUGGGAGCUGAGGUAGUGGGGAGUGUGAGUGUGUGAGUGUGUGUGUGUGUGUGAGUGUGAGUGAGUGUGAGUGUGCGAGUGUGUGCAGGUGGGAGGCAGACAGGGUCAGAAAGUCAGGGGGGAGCUUCUGCCAGGGGAGUCCCAGGAGCUGGAGGGCCGGAGGGGGGAGCAGGCGGCGCUGGGCCUGCAGCUGGGCCGCUCUGCCCGAGCUCCUGAAGGGCCGGGAGGGGCCACCGGGAGGAAAGGCGUCCCUGCUACAUGGCCCUGGUCCCCCGGAGCCUGGAGAGCGGAAAGUGCUUAGAGAAGAGGCUGGACGGAGGGCAAGGCAGAUGGAUCCGGGUGGGGCGAGUGGCGGAGCGGGAGCCGAGCCGGGAAGGAGCUGGAACGGAUGGGGGAGGGUAGCUGGAACUGGACCCUGAGCGAAGGAGCCGAAAUCCCCGGGCAAGAGACAGGUGUUGGGGGCGGGGGGCGAGGGGGGGAGGGGAGGCUUUCCUCUGCUUCCUCCCUAAGAUUGUCCCUGAGCUCCUGGCCCCUGGGCUGCGCUCCUUCUCGGGGAAGAACCCCACUUUCUCCGCCACCCCAGGCCUCCCCCCCGGAUUGCCCGAGCCGCAGAAGUCCCUCCCAUCCGGAGCCCCUCAAAGGGGUGUCACCGGCACCUAGCUAAGAAUGGUCAGUGCGUCUUCGGCUUUGCCCGCCCCCCCCCCCCCCAGGUGGCGUCCCCCGGAGGAGGGGGGGCACGGGGGGCUCCCGCCCCGCCCCCGCGUAGGGACAUUCCCUCCCUUGGCCCCCCUCCAGCCCCUCCCUCCCGCUCUGCCCCUCCCCUCCCCCAGCUCCAGCGGGCCGCGUCUGCAGCGCCGGACCCCCCGGGCUGGGCUCGGCCCGGCCCCUCGCAGUGUCGCCGCCGCCGCCGCCGCCGCCGCCCCGUUUGCUGACGAGGAGGCCCCCGGCCGGGGCCCUGGGCGCCGGGCAUAAAACGGGCCCGGGCCGGGGCUGGGGCCGGAGCCGCCGUCCCCGGGCAGCGGAGCCGCUUGGAGCCCGCGUCUAGGCACCGUCCGCCCGCCCUGUCCCGCCCGGCCGCCGCCGUUCUAAUGCCCCGCCGGCAUCGCAGUCCCCGGCUCGGCUCGGCCCGGCCCCGGCCCCGGCCCGGCCUCCCAGAGUCCCCGGCCGGCCGGCCCGCCCGACCUCCUCGCCUCGCGUCGCCCGCCCCGCCCGGCCCGGCCCAGCCCGGAGGCUGCCCGCCUUCGCCGGCCCGCGUCAUGCGGAGCCUCUCGGGCCCGCCGGCUCACUUUCUCCUUUUUGGGCUCCUGGCGCUGGGGUCCCGGGCGGCCCGCGCCUCCGGCCCCGAGCUCCCCCAGCUGCCCAUCCGGCCCGAGAAGGAGCCGCUGCCCGCCCGGGGUUCGGCAGGCUGCUCCUUCGGGGGGAAGCUCUAUGCCCUGGAGGAGACGUGGCACCCGGACCUGGGGGAGCCCUUCGGGGUGAUGCGCUGCGUGCUCUGUGCCUGCGAGCUGCCCCCUUGGGGUCGCCGGGGCCGGGGGCCGGGCCGAGUGAGCUGCAAGAACAUCAAACCCGAGUGUCCGGUGCCGAACUGCGGGCAGCCCCGGCAGCUGCCGGGGCACUGCUGUCAGACGUGCCCCCCUGAGCGGACCCCUCCCGAAAAGCAGCCCCCCGCUUCGGCCUUCGAGUACCCCCGGGACCCGGAGCACCGCAGCUACAGCAACCGCGGGGACCCUGGAGCUGAAAAGAGGGCUCGAGAGGAUGGGCACGCGGACUUUGUGGCCCUGCUGACCGGCAGAGGGUCGCAGGCAGUAGCCAGAAGCCGGGUGCUGCUGCUGCGGUCCACCCUGCGUUUCUCCGUCUCCUAUCGAGGGCUGGAGCGCGUCACCCGAGUCCGAUUCACAGACCCAAGUGGCAACAUCCUUUUCGAGCAUCCUGCUCUCCAAGCCCAGGAUGGCCUGGUCUGUGGGAUGUGGCGGGCACUGCCCCGGCUGUCCCUUCGGCUCCUUCGGGCUGAGCAGCUGCACGUGGUGCUGGUCACACCCACUCACCCCUCAGGGGAGGUCUGGGGGCCCCUGAUUCGCCACCGGGCACUGGCUGCAGAGACCUUUAGUGCCAUCUUGACCUUAGAGGGCCCACCUCAAGCCAAUACUGGGGGCAUCGCUCUGCUCACCCUGAGUGACACAGAAGACUCCCUUCACUUCCUCCUGCUUUCCCAGGGGCUGCUGGACUCUAAGAGUGGUGGAUCUUUCCAUACUCCCCUGCGACUGCAGAUUCAACACCAGGACCAGCUCCUCCGAGAGCUCCAGGCCAAUGUCUCUGCUCAUGAGCCUGGCUUUGCUGAAGUGUUGCCCGACCUCACGGCUCAGGAGAUGCAGUGGCUGGCUCUGGGAGAGCUUCAGAUAUCCCUGGAGAGGAAGGAGGGCCCUGGCCCCCGAAUCAGUGGGCACAUCAUUGCCAGGCAGAGCUGUGACACCCUGCAAAGUGUCCUGUGUGGCGCAGAAGCCCUGGUGCCAGCGGAGACUGGUGCCGCGGGCUCGGCCAGCCUCCGGCUUCUGGGGAACGGCUCUCUGCUCUACCAGGUGCAAGUAGUGGGCACGGCCAGUGAGGUCACAGCCGUGACUCUGGAGACCAAGCCUCACAGGAGGAACCAGCGCAGUGUCCUGUGUCAGAUGACCAGGGGCCAACAAGGAGGGCGCAUGAUCGUGGGCAUGUGUCCAGGCCUAGGUGCCCGGGGAGUCCACAUGCUGCUACAGAAUGAGCUGUUUCUGAAUGUGGGCACCAAGGACUUCCCUGAGGGGGAGCUGCGUGGGCAUGUUGCCACCGUGCCCUACAGUGGGUAUAAUGCCCGUCAAAAUGUGCUUCCGGUGCCCUUGGCAGGAGCUCUGGCCCUGCCUCCCAUCCGAAGCCAAGCUGCAGGGCACGCUUGGCUUUUCCUGGACGGGCACUGCCAUCUGCAUUAUGAGGUCCUGCUGGCUGGACUCAGUGGUUCUGAGCAGGGCACCGUCACUGUCCACCUCAUCGGCCCCCCCGGCCUUCCAGGGCCCCAGCGCCUGCUGAAGGGAUUCUAUGGUCCUGAGGCCCAGGGGAUUGUGAAGGAUCUGGAGUCCGAGUUACUGCACCACCUUUCCCAUGGCAGGGCCUUCCUGCUGGUCAGCACCAAGAACAGCCCCCGUGGGGAACUGCGGGGACAGGUGCACAUCCCCAACCAGUGUGAGGUGGGCAGCCUGCGGCUGGCGGCCCCUCUGCCCGACAAGCCGGCCCCUGAGCCGCCCAGGAGCUACCUGAGCCCCGAAGCCCCGCAGGUGGCCGCGCCCGCGGUGCCCGCGUCCGUGGGCCCAGCGGCGCCCCCGCCCCCGCCCGAAGCUUCGCUGGCGUCGGUUUCUAAAGGGGUCGGGGGCGGGCCCCUGCUCGAGCCCAACACGUGCUUCUUUGAGGGGCAGCAGCGUCCGCACGGAGCGCGCUGGGCUCCCAACUACGACCCGCUCUGCUCUCUCUGCACCUGCCAGAGGCGGACGGUGAUCUGUGACCCCGUGGUGUGCCCUCCCCCGAGCUGCCCUCACCCCGUGCAGGCUCCAGACCAGUGCUGCCCAGUUUGUCCCAAAAAAUCGGACGUUGCAGACAGACAAGGGCUGGAUCGGAGCCGGGAUCCCGGAGAAGGCUGCUACUUUGACGGUGACCGGAGCUGGCGGGCGGCAGGCACCCGAUGGCAUCCCGUGGUGCCCCCCUUUGGUCUCAUCAAGUGUGCCGUGUGUACUUGUAAGGGAGCCACGGGGGAGGUGCACUGCGAGAAGGUGCAGUGUCCCCGACUGACCUGCGCCCAGCCGAUCCGGGCCAACCCCACCGACUGCUGCAAACAGUGCCCAGGCUCUGGAGCUCGGGCCUGGCUGGGGGAUCCCAUGCAGGCGGACGGGCCGAGAGGCUGUCGCUUCGGGGGUCAGUGGUUCCCUGAGAGUCAGCGGUGGCAUCCGUCGGUGCCCCCCUUUGGGGAGAUGACCUGCAUUACGUGCAGGUGUGGGGCCGGGGUUCCUCACUGUGAGAGGGACGACUGCCCCCCCGCCUUGGCCUGUGGCUCCGGGAAGGAAAACCGCUGCUGUUCUCACUGCUCACCCCGAUCCUCUGAGACCAGGCUGGAGCCCGAGCUGGAGAAAGAAGCUGCCGACUCUUAGGCGACUGACGGAACCUGAACAAAGUGUGUGCGAGAAGGCCGGGGCCGAGGGGAGUGGGCGGCCGGACAGGUCAUCCAAGGGAGGACCGAUGCCAGCAUGGCCCCAUCUCUGCCCCCAGGCCCCGGCUCUAUCGGGGACCCGGGUUCCAAGCUGGCGCCAGUAUCCGGCCCCGACACUGCAUUGCCUGCUCCACCUCUCCCUGCCCCCACUUGUUUGCCCCUGCCCCGGCCUUCGGGCCCCUCGCCCCUCGCUGCCCAGCCCCUGUAUAUAGCGCCACCGGCUUUUUGGGAUGUUUAAUUUAUCCUCACUCAGCACCAAGGCUCCCCCGCCCCCAACCUCACCAUCCUCGCCCUGAGCUGAGCAGAGUCAUACUGGAAAUGUGUAUAUUUAUUAAAAAUGUUUUUCAGUUCA